AUGCAGGAAUUCUAUACUCUUGCAUGGACAACCGUGGAGAUGGCUGGCGGUCAUCACCGAACAAACUUAUUAGCAGCUGCAGGCCGAUUACGUGAAAUUCGCCUCCUCCAUCCAGAGCAACUAGUUUGCUAUGCUGAGAUGAAGGGACAUCGCGAGGACGUUGGCUGCAUGCUCUUUCAUCCUCAGCGGCCUACUAUCUUAUUUUCUGGAGAUGCCAAGGCUUUACAGUGCAAUAUGUUGCUGCUAUUUAUGAUGGCUUCUGUUAUUUGCAUAAUUCAGGCCCAAAUCCUAGUCUGGGACAUUGGCAUUCCCUCUGCACCAGAAUACAGGACUAGACAUCAGCUCCUAAUGCGUCUCGAAUGUCCCCGGCCAAAUCUGAAUCCUGUUCUAAAUCUUGUUUUCUUGCCAAACUAUGAUGCUCUUUUGGCUGGCUGUGAAGAUGGUGUAUUCACCUGGCUACUGAAGGACAUCAAGAAGGAAAAACUCAGUCCUGAGAGGUGA
Molecule: messenger RNA, 501 nt
Organism: Protopolystoma xenopodis
Lineage: Eukaryota; Metazoa; Platyhelminthes; Monogenea; Polystomatidea; Polystomatidae
Source: the annotation of a GenBank genome assembly